Molecule: messenger RNA, 886 nt
Organism: Ochotona curzoniae (black-lipped pika)
Lineage: Eukaryota; Metazoa; Chordata; Mammalia; Lagomorpha; Ochotonidae
Gene: CUNH8orf74
Product: chromosome unknown C8orf74 homolog
Exons: 4
Coding region: 1-882 (293 amino acids)
Source: RefSeq, a predicted model, not a curated record
AUGGUGCUCCUAACAGCCCAGGGAGUCAAGGAAGUCUUCCAGUGUCAGAAGCCAGAGGGCCGGGAGCACCUGCGGCGGCUCCUGACCUGGGAAGAGAUUGACGAACUGAGAGAUUCUCGCAGAAGCAUCCUGCUGGACACCCUCUAUGAAAGCAUCAUCUUUGCAGCAGGCAGAGGCUUCCCGUGGGUGGAGGUGGUCCAGGUGGUCAAGUUCACAGAGGAACUGCUCAAGGAAGCCAAAGGCUGCUCCAUCACCGAGGCGGUGGCAAUCCUGGGGGACAAACUAAGAGACUACCAGAGGCAGUUCAACACCACUCACCUGCUGGCCCUCUGUGACUACUUCCACAACACCUUCAUCCGCCAUUAUAGACUCUUCCAGUACGUCCUGGGCCAGGACCAGGAAGUCAACCUGACUGUCACCCACCUGGAGGUGUGUGUGCCGCUCCCGCCCCUCCCCCUGGCUGCAGGUGUGGACAGGGAGGUCUGGAAGCACGAGCAGCAGGUGGCCGAGCUGCAGGUGGCAGAGGUGCAGAAGCGCACCCACAUGCUGCUCCUGAAGGAGGCCAUGACACUAGAGCGGGGACACCUGCUGCAGAAGGCCUUCGAGGACAUGCCUGUCCAGCCUGGCCAGCUCCUUAGGAGAGAGGAGCUGGAGAACCUCAUCGGUAAGGCCCUCCACAUCCAGAUGGAGUACCUGCAGGAGCUGCUGCAGUGUGAGAUUCAGACUGCCUUUGAUAUUUUGGACCUGAAGCUGCAGAAGAAAUCCUUGCAACUCAAUGCUCCCACCCCAUUCCCUCCCCCAAUCACCAGCAAACCUGGCCAAGAUGAAUCCCUGAAGCCCAACAAAGCCAACAAAGGGAAGAAAGCAAAAGGGAAGAAGUAGAAGG